Molecule: messenger RNA, 967 nt
Organism: Corticium candelabrum
Lineage: Eukaryota; Metazoa; Porifera; Homoscleromorpha; Homosclerophorida; Plakinidae
Product: collagen alpha-1(XXVII) chain-like
Exons: 8
Coding region: 158-838 (226 amino acids)
Biological process (GO): immune response
Cellular component (GO): membrane
Molecular function (GO): tumor necrosis factor receptor binding
Source: RefSeq, a predicted model, not a curated record
UGCGACAUUGCAAACAUUUAGGAUUUGAGUCUUUUUAUCGUGGCUCGGUUGUUAACAUAUUUACACAACAUUUAUUUAUUCAUUUAAGAGUUCAACAGGUUCUGUUGGCCCAUCUGGACCAAAAGGAUCAAGUGGUGACAAGGGACAAAAAGGAAGUAUGGGGCCAAGAGGUAUUGAAGGAGCUGAUGGAGAUCCUGGGUCAGCCGGUCACACUGGACCAGUUGGUCCACGAGGCUCAAAAGGAGAAAAGGGACUGAAAGGGAUACCAGGUAUAACAGGACCGAGAGGUCCACAAGGCAUUCCCGGAGAACCAAUAGACCAGGAAACGCUUGAAAAGUACUUCAAUCCUGUGAAAGCGCUACAGACAGAGGUAUCUAACAUGAAACUCACUUUGCAGUCUUUGGCAAGUAACGAUCAACCUGCUGCUCAUUUACACGGGAAUAAUAAUUAUGGCACAAAAAGUAGUGGCAGCAUUAUUACGGACUGGUAUACUGGUAGCGGUCAGUGGUAUUCUCCUAUUCUGAGAGGUGGAAUGACAUACAGUAACGGAUACAUUACCGUGCCGAAAGAUGGACUUUACUAUAUCUACGGAAAGAUAUAUUUUGAUCCACAGUCGGGACAAGCGCGUUCUGGAUUCUACAUCUACUUGAACAGUCAAUAUGUUGAAUUUACCUACCAGUACCAUCCAUCUGCUAAUGGCAAUCAAGAUUACACUCGUUAUUCUGGUCUUCUAAAAAUGGUCAGCAAAGGAGACAGGAUCUAUAUGAAGUUUGUCUAUACUGUCUAUGCUUAUAUGUAUCCUCCAUACGCUCAGUUUGGAGUCUUUCGUGUUGCUUAGACGGUGCAAUAUCUUCUGCAAUAACGUGAACUAAUUGUUGUUUCAUUGUCAAAUGAUUGCAGUUUGUGUACUUUAUGCAUAUCUUCUUGGAUUUUGUCUAAAGUAAACGUUUACUGAAAGCACUUAAUU